Molecule: messenger RNA, 1974 nt
Organism: Thrips palmi
Lineage: Eukaryota; Metazoa; Arthropoda; Insecta; Thysanoptera; Thripidae
Exons: 4
Coding region: 219-1157 (312 amino acids)
Biological process (GO): transcription by RNA polymerase II
Cellular component (GO): transcription factor TFIID complex
Molecular function (GO): protein heterodimerization activity
Source: RefSeq, a predicted model, not a curated record
GCAGGACGGAACAGGAUAGGCUGUGUUUUGAAAUUGAGAAUGGUUGCCGCUCUCCGCGCCGCACCCGAGUCGUAUCCGUUUCCGGCUUUAUCAGACUCCUGGAUUUCUCAUACCAGCAGACGCAGUUUUGUUCUUGUUUGUUGGUGUUUGGUGGUAGGGUUAGGUGCGUCGUCUGUUUGUGUCCCGAAUCUGUACUGAUUUGUGGGAAAGGUGAUAUCAUGAUGGACACCACGCCCGUCCCUGAGCCGGUCACGGAGGCGAUCGGCCCUUCCACGCCUUCGCCAGUGACUACAACUGCUCCUGCUAGUUUCGGAGCUCCAGCGGACCCCGCGACGCCCGCAGUCCCUUCAGCCUCUUCGGACACUUCGGUCUCUUCGCCCACCAUUGAAACUACAGCUGUUGCAGCAACUACAGGCACUGCAGCCCCUUCAGUCACUACAGUCCCCUCAGUCUCUACAGUCCCUUUAGCCACUACAGUCCCUUUAGCCACUACAGUCCCUUUAGCCACUACAGUCCCUUCAGCCGCUACAGCCCCUGUAGCAACUGCAGCCCCUUUAGCCACUACACCCCCUUUAGCCACAACAGCAGAUACAGCCACCUCAGCCACUUCAGCCCCUCCGGCCACUUCAGCUUGUCCAGCCACUUCAGCUUCUCCAGCCACUACAGUCCCUCCGGCCACUACAGUCCCUCCGGUCACUACAGUCCCUCCGGCCACUUCAGCCCCCUCAGCGACAACAGUCACUCCAGUUACUACUUCCAUCGCUGGUGCCACCACUGUCCCUGAAGAGGGUGAAGUUGAAGAAGAAGAGCUGGAAUAUGUAGCCCCUUUGGGCUCUACCUCGUCCGGAAGGAAGAGAUGGUUUUCUAAGGAGUUACGAUGCAUGAUGUAUGGAUUUGGUGAUGACCAGAACCCAUACACUGAAAGUGUCGAUCUACUCGAAGAUCUAGUCAUAGAAUUUAUUACUGAGAUGACACACAAGGGAAUGGAGAUUGGCAGGACAGGAAGGGUCCAAGUGGAAGACAUUGUGUUUCUUGUACGUAAAGACCAGCGUAAAUAUGCUCGUGUUAAAGAUCUAUUAACUAUGAAUGAGGAGUUGAAGAAGGCAAGAAAAGCCUUUGAUGAAGUUAAAUAUGUUGAUCCGGAGUUAGCGCUAUGAUUUAUAUAAAUUGAACAUUUUGGUACUGAUGUAAGUUCUUUUCCAUCAAUUUAUCUAUGUGUAUGUGUUUCCUGCACUGUGUGUUUCUUUGUGCAACAAACGCAUUAUCUGCACCACAGCUUCCUAAUUGUCACGCAGAGUUUAUUGUUUAAUAAUUUAUUGCUUGGGUCUGUGUUGGUGAUGGAAAUGGAAAUCUGUGGUAAAUUAUCUGUUCUACUUCUUCUCUGUAUGAGAAAUCCUGAUUUUUUUUCCUGCUAGAAUUUAGAGCAAGGGAUCCAGUUUGGUCCCAAAAUGUACAUAAUGCACAUUAAAUGAAAGAUCAUUAUAUGGCGCACUUAUUAACAAAAGAAUAAUUUGCAACAUUUUGUUGCAUGGGUGAUAAUAGUUUGUAAGUUUCCAAGACUGACUGAGUUACGGUAAUUAGGAUGGGCAAUGUCAUAAGCCUGUUUUAUGUUUGUGUUGUUCAAAACUCUCUGUGAAUCUAUUUUUAUUCUGUCUGUUUCCUUAAGUGCUGAUCGUUCUGUCUCAAUCUAUGGCAUGUGUUGGGUGUUGUAAGUUUUUUCUACGUCUGAUUUCGGUACCCAGUGAAAAUGAUUUGUUUUUGAUGUUUUACAGUAACUUACUGACUGUAUGAUUAAGUGAUUUUAAUUUCAUGUUGCAGUUGCAGUCUCAUAUUCUCCAAGACUCCCCUUGGGACAUUUUUUCAAAAUGUCAAUAUUGCUUUCAGUUUUUAUUUUUGUGUACUUUGGAUAGUUAUUUGUGGUACAUGAUCUACUGAUCAAUUGAAAGGUGGAAUAAAGGAAACAAAGACAAACAA